GGCUUGUUAUUGUACAGUUUUAAAGGUUAUCUAUGAUACUACGCUAACCCACAAGUGGUUUCGUUGACUUCACCGGUUACUAACAAAAAUGUCUACAAUAAAAGACAAUGCUGGUGCUAAUUUCAUUCCAAAGAAGCAGAAUAAAGAAGUGUUAACACCGCAUCGCCUCACCGUUGGUAUCCUCACAAUGGAAUUCUACAAAGUGAGAGAAUUUGCAGUGUUUUGCACACAACGUCGUGCGUUUAUUCGCGAGUUUUGUCUGCUUAUAUUAAAACUAAUUCAGAGUCCAGAUCUUACCUUUGCUGAGCUUCACAAUCUCAUUUCACAAGUAGAAUAUUCACUCUGCAAAGAUCAGUUUCUAGAGAGUUUUCUAGCCACUAUAAAGAAUUUAAUCAGUGGUAUUGGAGCACUGCAGGAUGCUGUCGAUAAUAUUGUACAACUAAUGCAGUUGGAUAAUCAAUUGGGGGCUAUUAAAGUUGGUGUUAUUGGGAAAAACAGUGUAGUUGGUUGUUAUUUGCGCCGUUUAGUUCUUAACUUUGAUAAGUUAUCAUUUUCUGAAAUCUCAAUAUUUUUCGAAUCUUAUAAAUCUUAUUGCGGCCCUUUUAUCAAUGGUAGUUUAGAACAACCACAUUGUGCACUUGAUUCUUCAAAAAAAUCUACUUUAAAUCAAAACUUAAACCGUGAUUGGACCCAAAGGCAAGCCGAAUUGUUUAUUGCCACCCAAAGUGCACUUAUUGCCAAUAACGAAGGCAAAGCAUUAUCCCCGAAUGAAUUACACAAAUAUAUCAAGAGUCUACUAAAAAGUAAUCCAGAUCUUUCAGCUGCACAUUUCCUAAACUAUUUAAAUUAUUUAAGAGUAAAAGAAUAUUGUGGGGCCAUUGAUUCACUGUAUCAUUGUUUUGAUAAGUCUGCAAACAAUGAUAAAGCGAAUGCCGAUGCAAGAACCAAGACAUAUCGUUAUGCUGCGUUGAAUUUAGCGAUUUUACAGUGUCAAUUUGGUCAUAAGCAAGAAGGACUUUUAGCUUUGAAGGAAUCCAUCAAAAUGGCGCAGGAAAGCAGCGAUAAUCAAUGCCUACAACAUGCUUUAUCCUGGUUACGAUGUCUCACAAGUAACCAGCAUAAACUAAUCGCUGAACAAUCAGCCAUAAAAUACGUUGAUUUAAAUUUGUCAUAUGUAAUGUCUCUAGGAAUUCAAUCAUUCGUGAAAUUCUGUGGAUUAUCUACAGCACAUCCACAAAUAGUUUUAGAUUCGUUAACUAGAAGUGAUAUUAUUAACUCCGAACAUGGUCACGGUGACCUAAUCGCAACAAACUACGGAUUGAAAGCAGGACUGUGGUUGUUUUACGGUAAAACUGAAAUGUCGUCAUUGUGGAGUCAACUUUUGCUGUAUUUGAACACCGAUAGUCUCCUGGUGAACAAAACAUACUACGGCGAGAGUUAUGUGCAGGCUCUGUGUAACAUGGCAGGAUUAAUGCAUCAGGAAGGCGAGUAUGCCCUCAGUAAUACUAUUCUUUCGCAUGCCGAAGAGCGUUUUCCCAAUGAACCCAUGAAUCACUCUGUGAUGUUUUGCCGAAAUGUUUUCCACUUUUAUCGCUUGUUAUACAACGAAAAACCGACCGCUGCUGCUUCUAUAGCAGCAAAAGUCGCGGUCGUAGAUAAAUGGGAGAGUUAUCUGUGUUUCGCACAACUUUAUCUUCACACUGGCGAUUAUUCCGAAGCACAUCAAUACUGCAAUCGGAUUCUGGAUGAGUGUAAAGAUAAUAAUAGUCAUGUGAGGAUGGAUAUGCAAGUUAGGGCGAUGAUCCUCCUCUCGGAUGUGCAAAUAGCGUCGAAUUUUCCCAACGCCGCCAUUCCCGGUGUAAUGGGUUUGUUGAAUAGCUCGCUUGCUUACGCUAAUGAUUACAAUAUGCAUUAUUUGGCGGCCAUGGCGCAGUUACGUAUUGCGCACGUGUUGUUGCUGUUGAAAAUGCCGCAGCAGGCGAGUAAAGUACUGCAGCGUUGCAUCAUACAAAUUUUAACCGAUGGAGGGUGUUAUGAUCGAGCGAAGGUGUUGAUGUUGCAAGCGCACUGCACGAUUGCAUGCUGUAAUGGAAGCGGUGCGUCGAAAACGCGCCAGAAGGAAGUCAUCCAGGAAGUUUUACAGGAUUUAUCUUUGGUGCAGAAGGAUUUCGAGAAAGUAGAGGCUGUGUUUCGCGUGAAAGAUAUUUUAAUUCUACAGGCAAAAUUAUGCGAUGAAAUUGGAUUUGAGAAGCAACGCAACCGGCACGCAUUAGAUUAUCGCACAUUGAACGCGGAACAUGCGUCUGUGUAUGGCUCGCAGUUAUUUAAGAUGAUUUAAUCAAUCUCACCUCUCAAUGUCAAGGCAACACCUUAUUUGAGAACAUUGCCGAUAAACACAGUUUCGUGUCAACUGCAAACAACGUUUCGUAAUCGGAGGUUUUUUUUCUACGUUGGUCGAUGACGAAACGGCAUUGUUUGUUUAUUUGUUCGCGCUGUUCGGCGAUGUCGCACACACCAC
This is a messenger RNA of Dalotia coriaria, 2518 nucleotides long. Its product is annotated as anaphase-promoting complex subunit 5-like. The record is from RefSeq and is a predicted model, not a curated record. Gene Ontology annotation, cellular component: anaphase-promoting complex. Gene Ontology annotation, molecular function: protein binding. Gene Ontology annotation, biological process: protein K11-linked ubiquitination; anaphase-promoting complex-dependent catabolic process; positive regulation of mitotic metaphase/anaphase transition. Bases 89 to 2338 code for a protein of 749 amino acids. The transcript has 8 exons. Lineage: Eukaryota; Metazoa; Arthropoda; Insecta; Coleoptera; Staphylinidae.